UGCCUUUGGGGGUGGAAAAAGGGGGAGAUCCUCCCCCCACAUCUUCCCGGGGAAUUCAUGGGGGGGAGUCGCAUGCAUGCAACCAAGCUGCAACAUUGGGGGCCGAACAGCUGCAGAGCUUCCAUUGCACGAUCCCCUUUGAAGCGCCCUCUCUGCCAGGAGUGGGGCUGGGAGUGGGAAGAGACGCCCUGUUGCAGAGGAGACGUCCGGGUGCCGGGGCUAAGAAAGCCACCUCACUGGGCUGCUGUGUGAGGACAAAAGGGGAGCAGGAGCAGGUGUCCCCCUCCCCAAACGCCUUGGACAAGAAAGCAGACCAAAAAAAAAGAGACGUUCACAGUUCUCCAGUUUCAAAACCAGCCGUGGGAACCCUUUCUGGCUCUGCGGGCCAGAUCAUUACUGGACCCUCGCCUCAGGAUCCAACUUUGACGCAUGGGAGGAGCUCUUUGAAUGCUGGUCUGGUGACCUUUAAGGAGGAGGCGCAUUUCAUGGAGGAGGAGUGGGCUCUGCUGGAUCCGGGCCAAAGCGCUCCGCGCAGGGAAGCCAUAGAGGAGAAUUAUGAGGUUGGAGCCUCUUUCAAAUUGGAGCUCAAUUCCUGUUUGGAAGACGGAGAGGAUCUUCUUAUUCAGGUUCCCAAAGAGGAGGAAGAGGAGGAGACCUCAGCAGAACGAGACCUCACUUACUGUAAGGAAGAAGGAGAAAGUCUGUUUAUCCAGGUCGUCAAAGAAGAGGAGGAGACCUCAGCAGGAUACAUCAAUGCUGAGGGAGAACCAUCUGAAGUAUCACUGGAAAAAGCUGAGGAACAGGUGCAGGAGCAGAAAAUGAGGAGUCAGGAUGGAGCAAAGAGACAAGAGGAGAGACAGACUCACACAGGGGACAAACCUCAUAAAUGCUUGGAGUGUGGAAAAAGCUUCAGUAGGAGUGGCUACCUUACUAAGCAUAAAAGAUGUCACACAGGGGACACACCUUAUAAAUGUUUCGAGUGUGGAAAAACCUUCAGUAAGAGUAGCCACCUUACUUUGCAUCAAAGGAUUCACACAGGGGACAAACCUUAUAAAUGCUUGGAGUGUGGAAAGCGCUUCAGUCGGAGUGACCACCUUACUUCGCAUCAAAGAACUCACACAGGGGAGAAACCGUAUAAAUGCUUUGAGUGUGGAAAGAGCUUCAGUCAGAGUAGCACCCUUACUUCACAUCAAAGAACUCACACAGGAGUCAAACCUUAUAAAUGCUUUGACUGUGGAAAGAGCUUCAGUGACAGUAGCCAUCUUACUUCACAUCAAAGAACUCACACAGGGGACAAACCUUAUAAAUGCUUGCAGUGUGGAAAAAGAUUUAGGUGGAGUAACACCCUUACUUUGCAUCAAAGAAUUCACACAGUAGACAAACCUUAUAAAUGCUUCAAGAGUGGAAAAACCUUAAGUGAGACGUGCACCCUUACAUUGCAUCAAAGAAUUCACACAGGGGACAAACCUUAUAAAUGCUUGGAGUGUGGAAAGAGCUUCAGUCAGAGUAGCGGCCUUACUUUGCAUCACAGAACUCAUACAGGGGACAAACCUUAUCAAUGCUUGGAGUGUGGAAAGAGCUUCAGUCAGAAUGGCCACCUUACUUUGCAUCACAGAACUCACACAGGGGACAAACCUUAUAAAUGCUUGGAGUGUGGAAAAAGCUUCAAUCAGAGUAGUGCCCUUACUUCGCAUCAAAGAACUCAUACAGGAGACAAACCUUAUAAAUGCUUCAAGUGUGGAAAGGGCUUCAGUCACAGUAGCACUCUUACUUCGCAUCAAAGAACUCAUACGCAGGACAAACCUUAUCAAUGCUUGGAGUGUGGAAAGAGCUUCUGUCAGAGUAGCACCCUUACUUUGCAUCACAGAAUUCAUACAGGAGACAAACCUCAUAAAUGUUUGGAAUGUGGAAAGAACUUCUGUCAGAGUGGCCACCUUACUUCGCAUCACAGAACUCACACAAGGGAUAAACCUUAUAAAUGCUUGGAGUGCGGAAAGAGCUUCAGUCAGAGUAGCCACCUUACUUCGCAUCACAAAACUCAUACAGGGGACAAACCUUAUGAAUGCUUCGACUGUGGAAAAAGCUUCAGGUGGAGUAGCGCCCUUACAGUGCAUCAAAGAAUUCACACAGGGAACAAACCUUAUCAAUGCUUGGAGUGUGGAAAGAGUUUCAGUGACCGUAGCCAGCUUACUUCGCAUCAAAGAACUCACACAGGGAGCAAACCUUAUAAAUGCUUGGAAUGUGGAAAGGCCUUCAGUCAGAGUAGCCACCUUACUUCGCAUCACAGAACUCACACAGGGGACAAACCUUAUAAAUGCUUGGAGUGUGGAAAGAGCUUCAGUCAGAGUAGCCACCUUACUUCGCAUCAAGGAUGUCACAUAGGGGACAAACCUUAUACAUGCUUGUAGAGUUGAAAGACCUUUCGUCAGAAUGGCUACCUUCAGGGAAAAAAGCUUUAAGCAGAGUUCAACUCUUUCUGUGCAUCGAAGGAUCCAUAGGGGGAUGCUUGGCUAUGAACAGGAGUUUUAUAGGGAGUUUCAGACCCCCAACAACCUUCUUCUUUUAGCUUAACCACAGACUGUUCCACUUCCCUUCGCCUGCUAUUUUGGUGGCCUUUCAGUUUUUCCUUUGCAGAGACAGAGAGGAUUUUGCUUUUCCAGAGAUGGGUGAGCACCCAAGAUGGAUGCUGAGGCCAAAGUGGCUGCAUAAGCCAAAAUGGCCCCUCCAUUGUCCAGUUUCCCCCCAUCAUAUCCUCCCCUCUGGUAGUUUCUAAUUGCCAAAUUCAAUAUUCAAUUAAUGACAUUUCAUGUAUUACUUUAUCUACUUCCUGUAGAUCCUCCCUCUCUGUCAUUGUUACCUCCAUGUGCAUCAUUCGAACAUCAGUUUUUGUGAUGGACUUAGUAGUUUUUGUCACACAGCUUCUAAUGCAACAUAACGCCAACUGGACUAUUAUAUAUAUGAGCAUUAGCAAGCAUAAUCCCAUUAUAACAUAUUUUAGUAGAUUUUUACUAGGCCUUCUCCCAUCCCCCUGGAUUCGGUAGCCAUCCCCACCAAUCAAAAUCGCUACUCCGGUCAACAUAAGCUACUUCUGCCAUUUGCUCAACAUGAUACUAUGGAGUUGGCAUGGGAUUCAGUCUCUCUAGCUGAACUGUAUGUAGGAACAACUUUCGCUCCCAAUGAUGGCACAAGUCCCUCCGUCCGUAGGGAGCAAAUAGCCUACUGCCAUCCUGUUUUGGAGAACCGUUUUCCUUAUUUGGGUUUGGGUUGCCUGUAGGGUCUUUAUAGCCUUAGAGGCCACAGGAAGAGCUUCUUUGGUCUCAUUUGCAAGAAUUUCCACUGCAGAUUGAAGUCUCAAUACUCCAGAACCUACGGCGGCCAUGCCAGCCAAGGGCAGAAAAGACCACCCUAUUACUGAGCCCAUCAUUAAGGUCCUGCGGUUUUGUAUGUCCCAUUGUGCAGAAAGGCAAGCAGGUUUUGAUUUCUCUCAUUUUUUCUCUGAGUGGUGAGGAUCUCUUGUUCGUAGAAUAGUUAGAGGAAGCAUGAAAAUCAUGAUAACAUUGGCAGAAAGUGGGAUUUCUCCAGUCCCCUUCAAGGGUGAAAUAAUGUUUGCAUUUACUUACACCAACCUCCAUGCCUUUCUUUCCUUUGGUCUUGUUUCCCAAAAACCAGAACUUGCUCAAUUUUGGCAGGAUAUACCAAACCCUAUUUUGUUGGGCCACGGGGGCUAUGUCCCGGGUAGAAUUUGCGCUUAACCAAUUCAAUUCCAUCGGCAUAAAAUUGGAAUUGCUUAUUAAUAUGUUAAACCUUUUUUAAAAUGUUUUUAAUCUUAGAUUUUUUUGAAAGCUUUGUUUAAGAAACAUUUUUAAAGAUGUCUUGUUUAAGUGUAUUUUGGGGUCUGUUUUUAUGAUGUUUUAGAGUUUCUGGUGCUUUUGUUUGCUGCCCUGGGCUCCUGCUGGGAGGAAGGGCGGGAUAUAAAUCAAACAAAUGAAUAAAAAUGGGGGCCGUGUCAGUGAUGUUCUCUUCAGUCAAAGGGAUGGGUACAAGGGGAAAGCCUCCCUCCCCAUGGACAGGGAGUAGGGAGCAUAUCCAACUGUUACUCACAUAGAUGGAAGCGAUUCUUGUUGGGUUUAAGCAAGCUUGCAUCCCCCCCCCUUGAUAGGAAAAUGUUCCCUCUAACCAGUAUUGGGGAUAUCUCUAUAUGUUUGUUUACCAUGAUGUAACUUCCUCAAAGGGUGGGGUUAUUUAUUUCUCAGAGGGUGGCAACGCGGAAAAAGGCUUUUUCUGUGGUGGCCCCCGAACUGUGGAACGAUCUGCCAGAGGAGAUACGCUUGGCGCCAAUGUUACUAUCUUUCCGGCGCCAGGUUAAAACUUUUCUCUUCACCCAGGCUUUUUAACAUGUUUGUAUGCGUUGAUAUUGUUUUAAUUUUUAAUAUUUUAAACUUUUAAUGUGCUUAUAUUGUUAUACGUUUAUUGUAUUUUUGAUAUUUCUUGUCUUGUGAACCGCCCAGAGAGCUUCGGCUAUGGGGCGGUUGUGAUGUGCCUAUAUUAAUGUAUAUAUGGUAAGUGUUGGUUGUUUAGAAGAUACAUGGUAAGUGGAGUGAAAGAGGAGGGGGAGUGAAUGGGCAGUAGAAUGCUAGAUGAUUGGCUGAGUGUUUAAAAUGGCUGAACGUAUAAAAGGAGGAGAGAGAGUGGAAUCUGGGGGGAGAAGAGAAAGAGUGGGUUGUUUGGAGAGAGUGGAGAAGGAGGGGGGUGGAGUUUGGAUUAGUACUGAGUAAAACC
Messenger RNA from Rhineura floridana, 4779 nucleotides. RefSeq names its product zinc finger protein 420-like. The record is from RefSeq and is a predicted model, not a curated record. Lineage: Eukaryota; Metazoa; Chordata; Lepidosauria; Squamata; Rhineuridae. The coding region runs from base 486 to 2408 and encodes 640 amino acids. Gene Ontology annotation, biological process: regulation of DNA-templated transcription. The transcript has 6 exons.